Molecule: messenger RNA, 8270 nt
Organism: Haliotis rufescens (red abalone)
Lineage: Eukaryota; Metazoa; Mollusca; Gastropoda; Lepetellida; Haliotidae
Product: potassium voltage-gated channel protein Shaw-like
Exons: 5
Coding region: 670-2520 (616 amino acids)
Biological process (GO): protein homooligomerization; potassium ion transmembrane transport
Cellular component (GO): voltage-gated potassium channel complex; membrane
Molecular function (GO): delayed rectifier potassium channel activity; protein binding
Source: RefSeq, a predicted model, not a curated record
GGAAAGCGCUUGGGCUGGUGCCCAUUGUGGAUAUGGUCGACUCCAAUAGCGGGAGGGAUAAUAGCGCAGGUAGAUUUCUUCCACACCUGAAGGUGGGGAGUCGUUAGGUAGUUCAAUACUUACUGUCAAUCGCUGCGCUGACUCAGACAACACGCAGCCUGGCCCUGGCCUCGUGUUAAGUUAGGACAACAAUUUGUGAAGCUUUCAGCUUUACAAGUGCAGUUUGGUAUUGUGCUCUUACUGGACGGAAUUGGAUUAUUGGAAACAGUGUGGUGCAAAGGCUUUAGAUUGUGAACAUAUCGGAUUUGAAAAGAUUUAAUCAGGCAAUGGGUAGUAAGAUCAAGCCUGGAUGUAACGUGUGGGUAUUGUCGUGCCACAUGGAACAAGUCUGUGUUCAGUUCAUAGUCCCAGAACCAAGGUAAAACCAUAACACGUAAAACGUGCGGAGCAACAAAAAAUACACUAAUAUCAUAUGGACCAAACCCGUUUUAAGUAUUACUGUAACAGGUUAGUACCAUUGUCGUCGAACACUUGUUUAAAACUUAUAUGUUCUUUAAAACACGAUGCUAGGUGUUCAUUCAUAGGUGCCAAACCAAACCCAAAGUGGAUAUCUCAAAGGACCAUGGUGACCGGCUAAAAGAAGUUCGUAUAGCCAUAUCGGACUUGGACAUGGAGUCCCUCUUGAGCAGGGCCCGGAAGCUUGACCGGCGGUUGACCAUCAAUGUCGGAGGGGUGUCCUACCAGACCCUAAGGAGCACCCUGGAGCGCAAGCCGGGCACCCGUCUUGCCACCAUGGCGAUCCUUCACGAGCGGGACGAGAGCUGGGACCCCGACUGUAAGGAGUUCUUCUAUGACAGACACCCGGGGGUGUUCGCGUCUAUCCUGCACUACUACAGAACGGACGAGCUUCACACGGAUCAUAAUAUAUGUGGCAAUAUCAUACGAGGGGAGCUGGAGUACUGGGGGUUGACGGAGCUGGACAUAGAGCCAUGCUGCUGGGGCAACUACAGUCGCUUCAAGGAACACAAAGACACUCUGGCGGACCUCGACGAGAACUUCACCCUGGGACUAGACGAGAAGGCGUGGGGGGAGAAACCGUCGUCACUGCAGAAGUUCAAGAAACGGAUUUGGAUGUUCCUGGAGGACCCCGCGUCAUCACGAUGGGCAAAGGUGUAUGCGGUCGUAUCAAUGUUCUUCGUAGUUCUGUCUAUCGCCGUGUUCUGCCUUGAGACCCAUUCCUGGUUCCGAGUGCCUCUCCCGGGGGUGACUCUCCCCAACACAACAUCAUUGGAGGUCACCAGCAGGGGGGACGGGGCAUGCUGCUGUAAGGUUAAGGUGGACGAACUCCCCAGUACACUCACCGAACCUCAUGACGCCAUGAAGUACAUGGACUACUUGUGUGCAGCUUUCUUCACAUUUGAGUAUCUCAUGCGACUGUUCUUUGCUCCGAGGAAGCUGGUAUUCAUACGCCAGCCUCUGAACGUCAUCGAUAUUUUGUGUCUCCUUCCGCAUUUCAUCGCCAUCACGAUCAAGACCAUCAACCCUGCAGAUUCUGCCAGCCAUUUUCUCAAGUCCGUCCUGGCUUUAAGAAUCGUACGAGUCCUGCGGAUCUUCAAACUAAUGAAACACUACACCGCCUUCAAGAUUUUAGUCUACACUAUUAAAGUGAGCACAAAAGAACUUUGUCUCAUGGUUAUAUUCCUAUUUAGCGGGGUUCUAAUAUUCGCCAGCAUAAUAUAUUAUGCGGAAAAUGCAACAUUCAAUAAUAUCCCAAUUGGUUUCUGGUGGGCUCUAGUAACCAUGACGACGGUUGGUUAUGGUGACAAGGUACCAGUCUCAGAAGGAGGGUACAUCAUCGGGUUUAUGUGUGUGUUGUGUGGGGUGUUAACAGUGGCCUUCACGGUCCCAAUCGUGGUCAAUAACUUUACUCUUUAUUACGCGCAUGCGCAAUCAAGGGUGCGGUUACCCGAGAAGAAGCGGAAGGAACUACAGCGGAAGCUGCUGCUUAAAAAUCAGAGAGCAACAGACUUUAUAAAAAAAUUGACAAUUAACGUUGCGAACAGAAAGAAAAAUAAAAGUGAAUUCAGUGUCAUAGAAGAUGUGAAGAAGAAAGAAGAACCUUCUUCCGACGCUAAUAAAAAUAUAGGAGCAAGCUACAAACCUAAGACAGCAGCUGAGGAUCGAUGGAACCGAAGUCUACAGGGCUCCCGUAUCACCACUGUGUCGGAGUGCGUCACAGAAACUAUGGAACUACCAAACUCACCUAUCAGCCUCUCAAUAGAUGAGGGACAGAAAUCGGCCCAGCAGAUUGAGACGGAACAGCUGCUAAAUGACCUGCACGGGAAGAACGAGAAGUUGAAGGAAGAGAGGCGGCGUCAACUGGACAUGGUCAAUACCAAGAGGGAGCAGAAACGCCAGGCUAGGAUGACCCCUCGCCCCUCCCCGGCGCCCGCUGCCGCUGCCAAGACAAAGCCUGCACCUGUAGAGACCCCUGAACCAGAUAAUGGCGAGACAAAAUGAGAAACAAUGGGAGAGUUGGCCAUCAAUCAGGCGUGCUGUCACAAGUACGUCCAUCGCACCAGACCACACAGAGUUACCUAUUUCACCGAACGUGGAAUCGACAUUCUUGAUGCAUACAAGGGAUGCUGAUGUUUCUAUCGGCUUCUGUAAUUGGCAUGUUCUUUUCAUUGCCAAUUUACAUCGGUCAACCGUUGUGCUAUCAAUUACGCACCACGUUUAGCCAUUGAUCGUUUUGUGUCAUCUCUUGCGGACAAUGGGAUUGAAUUAUUUGACGGGUUAUUUCCGACACAGAUGUAUUGAACAAUUACCAAACCCCUGACAGUGAAUAAUUGCAAUAGAUUCCACUAAACAAACACAUUGUGCAAUUGAAAUGCUGAUAAUAUUGAUGGUGUAUUGACGUCGUUAUAUGACUGUGUUUUAUAUAAUAACAUGUGAUAGAAAAGAUUACAUGUCACAUCGUAUACCUACGAUGGCGAUGUCGCAUGAUGUAUUGGCACGAUGGAGUGAACAAUUCAAAUAUGUUUUCGUUCAACAAAAACAAUUGCCAAACAUAUCCAAAAUCGUCUUUGAAAUAAGAAAAACCCAUUAAUUUGACUACCAAAAAUGGCCAUUAUGCUUUCGAUCAUGUAUUCAUGAAAAAUAUAUAGUUAUUUCCCUCAAUGUUUGCACUGAAACUGAUAUCUAAUGAUACACAGCGUGUCUAAUGUCACGGUCACUCAUCCCACUUCACCCUGCUAUUCCAACGCAUGACUGCAAACCCUUUGUACAUAAUUAUACAUGUGUAAAUACGGUAUAUUUACAUACAAGGUUAUUAAUUAAUGUUAUAGAUUAGGCAAACAUUUUAUGGCACUCCGUUCAAACGACAAUUGAUAUACGUUAUUACGCAGUGAAUUUACCGAUGGUACAGUAAGUACCGUAUUCCCUCUGAUAUACGCUUCCUGUUGUAUCUUUCGGACAUUAUAAUGACCAGGCUCUUAUUGGAGAGCAAUGUCUUCACGUUUUCUCGCUGAAGAAAUCAGUUCACAAGCUUGAUGCUUAAGAAAGUUUAAAUACACAGCGUUUGUUAGAGAUCUUGUCCCCUUUCUUCCAUUAUCUGACGACUAUAGGAUCUCCCGUGUCUCUGUUGGAGCUCCGUCGUAUGUUGGUGUUCUGACAUUUAUCGGAGCUCCGUCUUGCAUUAAAUCACUGGAUGUCUAUAUGAGGAAAUACGUUAUGUUUUGGGUCAGAACACACCACCGUUAUUGGUUACACAGAGUAAUUACGGCUACUGCACUACCGAGCAUGUGUAAAUAGUAAUUAAUCAUUUGUAUUUUAUGCUAUGAUUGAAACCAUCCCACUGACUGAUAUGUACAUACACCGAGGGACAGUUCCAGCUACAGUAAGUUGUAAUGCAGUGACCUAUUGUUGAAAUUGAUUACUUAAUUAUGAAAGUUCUUCGCUCAUGAUCAGUUCAGGGAUGCUCUUGCAUCGUGCAAUUAUGUUUAGUUUUACAGUAUGAUUAUCAAAUCUGACAACUGUAGUUAUUAUGGAUUAAAUAUACAUUAAUUUUGAUAACGUGAAGUUUAAAACUGACAGUAUACAUCCCUUACCUGCAAGGAUCCAUUUCUUCAGGGUUCGAAUCGGAAACUCACAGGAGCAAUGCUUCUAUGUACCAGGCCGUACACACGGGUUUACCAGAGCGGUAGACAUCUACCACCUCAUGUCGGGAUUUAUUCCGACAGUGAAAAUGACCGCCGUAUUAUGACCGUAACACUGUUAAAAGCGGCGUUAAACUACAUACCAUAACAUACAUACAUAUCAAAGUUGCGAGUUUCACAUAGUUAUCAGUUUACACACACACACACACACACACACACACACACACACACACACACACACACACACACACACACACACACACACACACACACACACACAGUGCUAACAUAAAUGCACUCGUAUAACGUAUAUCGAUUAUAACUAGCCCAAUCACGGCACGAAAACGAUGUGUUUUUUCAAUGCUGGAACGUAUGGCAUAUCGUAAGGAAAUAUAUCGCACAUAAACCCAUACUCCCUCAAACACAUACACAGCAGGUUGGAAAUGCAUCUUUAUCUUCUUUUGUGGCUAAGGAUAAACUCAAAUAGAAAAACAUUUGCAAUAUCGCCCGUCUUUUCUCACCACAUACGUUGAUUAAAAAAACCGUAUUUAAAGUCAGAUUAGAUAUUUCAAAUAUCUACUUGCAAGCAUUACAUUACUUUGUGUGACAAGAUGCGGAAUGUAUAUUCAUAGUGUACAUACAUGUAUGAUGAAUGCAAUUUUGAAGUUUGCAAUUUACCAAUCACCGCUUUAUUACAUUUUUUAUCAUCAUGUAAUAACCGCGUACAUUUUCAUUAUGCAACGUUUGUCAUCGAUGUGGAUGUUCACAACCAUCGGUUACAACUUUGUUCCAACAGAAUCCUGACAAGAGUUAUUGUCGAUUUUGCUUCAAUACAUGUUCCUAUAUCAUCGUUUGAAGCAUGUAUUGCUCGAGGCUUUAAUGCAUCUGGCACCGCUUACUGUAAAGUUUCAUAUACAUUUUGUUAUAGAAAUCGUAUCCUUUCAUAAUGACAAAAACACUUUUAUUUUUGUUUACAAAGUGACAUACUUACAUUGAAAUACAGAAAUCAAGAUUGUUUACUUCAUGCCAUAUUUUGUAACUGAUCCUUGGCACUAGCUAUUUGACGAUGCUUCCCAUUGAUCCCUCUGCCUCUUGUGUCAUUUGACAUGACUCAGUACCCGAGGCCAUCUGGAAGGCCAUUCAGUGUUCUUGUACCGCCAAGGGGUUCUUGCUGUAUUUUGUACAUUUAUCAUAUAAGAUCAAUGUCAUGCACAUAUUUAAAAUGACGCAUUAACGUUCGUGAAAGAUGAUCAUAAAGAAGGCGUUAUGCUGUAUCUUUUCCCAGGUGUAUAAAUGCUGGUUCCAAGGACUGUUACAUUAAACUGUAAGCUCAGCUUAGAUGUCGUGCAAGCUGACCAAAGGACUGAACCAAAGGUUAUCAGAGACAUCACUUUUACUAUCCGCCUCCACUGUUUAUAUCGUGCAGCCAUCUUAAAUGCAUCAAUUAACUUAUUCUGUUCAUGGGUAUGUCAAACGUAAUGUAGAUUAGUUUUAAUAUAUUUUUUUUAUAUUUAAGAGACCUUUCACUUAAGAUCGGGAAAGUAUUUUCAUGUGUUAAAAUGAAGGAAAUUGCAUUCAUUGCCCCCUGAAAAUGUUGUCACCAAUUUGAAAGGUUCAUGCAGAUUUAAGCAUGACGUCUUAAUUAACUUAGGUACGAAAAACAAUGUGUAUCCCUAAAUGUCAGGUAAAUAACUGCCCGUGCUGAUGAUGGUGUUAGUUUCUCGACACAGACUGAUAUGCCGUUCUUGGAGAAGGCACGUCAUACAGUGACGCAGGUACUGUUUGUCUCCUGAGCCAAAGAUCUACACUAUGUCCAUGUCCCAAAAUGUUAGCUAAACUCUUGUUUGAUUGUUGCUGGGACGUUUCAAGCCCAUGAGAUUUUAACAUGUGCGCAUGUUGUGUUUUCUUAAGUGGAGCUCAUUGCGCCAUAUAUUUUUCUCAUUCACCAUUUCAAUUGGUAUCAUCAUUUGUAAUGCACGUUUUGCACAUUCAUUAAAACUUCGUUAACCCGGUCAGUAUCGCACCAAAUGAAAUUGUCCAGAUGAACAAAUGUCCGGAUUAACGAGUCAAGUGCACGUACUAAUGUCCCUUUGGUUCCCCCUACCUGGGAUGUCGAGAUGUCUCGAUUGUCGACAGUGUUUCACUGUACAAUGAGACCGAGAACCCCGUAAUCAGAACGGGGUGGUUUAUAUGCACUUAAAGGACAAUACCACGCACCCAUGAUUCGUUCAUCCGGACCUUUGUUAAUCCGGGCGAUUUAACUCGGAACGGUAACGUCCGGCUUAACAGGGUUUCACGCCAUACGAUUUUUUCUGACAUGAUUAUCUGCAUUGUGAACGGCAGAAUCGAAAUGUAUCACGUUUAACACCAUCAAAUUUGCUUAUCUGACAAUGAAGAAAUAUAAUUAUUUAAUCUAACAUUUUAAAAUCAGUUUGCUCUUACCACUCUUUGCGGACUGUGUGUGUGUGUGUGUACUUGAUAGAUGACUCAACAACAUUAAAUAACCCGUUAUGAAUUUAACGCAACGCAGUGGUGUUAUCUGCUAUUUAGGGCCACGGCAAUCUGAUUACCUGGUCUCUGAAAUGUCUCAAUCCUUAGAGCACAGCCACAGGCUUUGGUCCGACUGGAGUUCGUCAUUCGGGUCACAUGUAGUACCAUUAUACCCUGAUAAUUCACUUCAACCAAUGCACUUUGUACAAGAGUGUCGUUCAGUGCAUAUACGUCAGUAUUUACACAGACGCUGGGAUGUGGGUCCGUGGACGUUGAGUGGAAAGUGAAACGUUUGCACAAACUGUUCCCUGUUCGUGGCUGUACCCUAAGAUAGAGAGAGGAUGAGUCACAGUCCUUUAUCGCGAUUAAAAGCAACGCUUGCGAUAUCAAUGGGGCUCGGUUUCGCCUUGUUGAUAGUUACCCACAUAUCCUUCAUAUCCCAAUAUAGUUCUGCCACACGUCGUCUAUCGAAAACCUGGUGUUUAGUGACGAAGAGAAUAGCAAACGAGACACGAGGACUGUGUGAUCAUCUGUUUCGAAAGUCACAGACACGAGACAUCAUAGGCUGCAGAGUUUAGAGAUGUUAUGAUGUCUGGUACAUGUUAUUUUAUAAAGGAUAAUGUAAGAAAUGUUAAACUUUAACUGAGGUCAGCCUUUCAUUAUGAUGACGAAAUGUUAAUGAUAUAUGCAUGUAACUUCACGAACAGUUGAUCGCUCAUUCUAAACGAUGCCAUAUUUCUUUAGCUGAGCAAACAGCUUUGAUUAUGCUAAAGUGCAAUAUAUGAAAAUAUCGGGUGUAAUGGUUGGUAAGUUAUGACACAUUAACGCAAGUACAAGUAACACAAGUUAAUGUAACGUGUGAAAGCUAAAGACAUGCUAAUGUAAAGGGGUUCGGAAACGACAUGUUCAUGUAACGGGUUGCAGGAAACCACAUGUUUAUGUAACGGGUUACAGGAAACGACAUGUAUAUGUAACGGGUUACAAGAAAUGACAUUUUUAUGUAACGGGUUACAGGAAACGACAUGUAAAUGUAACGGGUUACAGGAAACGACAUGUUUAUUGAACGGGUUACAGGAAACGACAUGUUUAAGUGACGGGUUACAGGAAACGACAUGUAUAUGAAACGGGUUGCAGGAAACGAUAUGUAUAUAUAACGGCUUGCAGGAAACGAUAUGUUUAUGUAACGGGUUACAUGAAACGACAUGUUUAUGUAACGGGUUACAUGAAACGACAUGUUUAUGUAACGGGUUACAUGAAACGACAUGUUUAUGUAACGGGUUACAGGAAACGACAUGUUUAUGGAACGUGUUACAGGAAACGACAUGUUUAAGUGACGGGUUACAUGGAAAACGACAUGUUAAAUAGUACGUAAAAGGUGACAGGUAACUACAGUUCUGUCUGUUUUCGCUCCCUAAGGACUCCUUGUGUCAGUGAGUGACACCGGUAUUAAAGUCACACACAGCCAGCACUCGCAUAUAAAGAGGAGAAAGAAUUACACUUACGUGUUAUAAUCCAAAUGUCCAAAGGUUGUCCUUAUAUUCAGAAUUUGAUGAGUAUCAUUGAAACCAUUCCGUCCAAGACAUGUACUGCUGUUGAAUAAAGACAUGUUAUCAUCUUGUUGCA